UUACAAACUGAGCAGGAGAGAAGUCAUCGGCACCAUUACGUGGAGGCAGGGCUGCCGGAAAAGGCAACAGGAAACGCACAGGAAUCUCAUCACUUUGUCUGGAAAAUGCCUUUUAUCCUUUGUGUCUUUGCAGCGCAGAAGCCAGACCAGAUGGUGUGAGGAAGACCCAGCUUUGAAUGGGCUGCAUUCACAAGCUCUCGCUCUGACGGCUGUGUGCCACCGCUCUUCCUCUUCCUUUGUUACUGGGGAAAACGCUUGAUUGUAACGUGAGGGUGAUAAUCUUGAACAGGAAGACUAGUGGAAAGUGGCUGACGACAAGAAGGGAGAGGUAAAAAAACAAAUGAAAAAAGCCAGUGACAACAACUUCACGUCAAGCAGGGGGUAAAUGGUGAUCCACGGUCGAUGUCAAAGAUUCUGUGCGGCCACUUGGUUUGGAUCAUGACGCUGGGAAAAAAAAGAGCGCAUGGUGUUCUUUUAACUUGCCUGUGGUUGAACAAAACAUUGUAGAUACCAAGAAGUAGGUGUUGAUAUUUGUUCCCGUGUUGACACAGGUUUCAACAAUGACUGACUUGGCUUUGUAAAUGUUUCAACACAAAGAAAACAAAAUCUCCCAUGCCUUCCUCCAAACGCCAGUGAGGAGCUGGUGGGUGAUCGUAAUGUGUUAACCAGAGGCGCUGAAGAUUCAUAGCCAGGUUUUUGUGGUGGGAGUUUUGGGAGUGUAAAACUUGUAUUAUUCCUCUGGUUUUGAGUGAGGGGAUCAACCCACUCCUUUGGCCAGGUUUCAACACUGUCUCUUUGGACACAAUAAGUUACUGGAUCAUUUGGUAUAGCGGAGCAAUCUAGCACCAAUCCAGUGGCGUAACGCAUGCCUAUGUGACUCAGAUUAACAGAUUACAGAAAAGUUCUGCAAAAUGACCACAGACAUCAGCGGUCGUCUUCCUCUCAAUGUCUAUGUCAUCAUUCUUGGGAUAGGCCUCUUCAUCUUCAUGUUGAGCAUGAUCUUCUGUUGCUACCUGUUCAGAUUGAGGCGACAGAGCACACAAGAACAAUAUGGAUAUAAUGAGGUCAUUCUAAAAGGUCCAGGGAAAAAACUGAGUCUUCUUGGACAGACCUGUGCAGUUUGCUUGGAAGAGUUUCGGAGCCGGGAUGAACUGGGGGUUUGCCCUUGUUCUCAUGCGUUUCACAAAAAGUGUCUGGUGAAGUGGCUGGAAAUUCGCAGUGUUUGCCCCAUGUGCAACAAGCCCAUCUGCAGGCUCCAGCCAGAUCCUCAGCAGGGGGCCGAGGGGCCCCAGAACCCCCUGGAGGUGUGACAGAAGAGGGACGUCACUGCUCAGAGAUAGGCAGGCUCUCACACACCUAAGAACAGCGUUAAAAAACACCACAAUACUGGGACGGGCAGGUGGGCAGACUAGUCCCAAAUACACAACAAUCGCCCCUGCCCACCAAUCACCAGAUUUCUCCUGGAUAUGUAGAUGGGGGGAGGGAGGGAAAGUGGGAUUUUCCCAGUGCAACUGAAUUGAUGUGCCGUAUUCUUGGCCAUAAUGUAGCUUGCAGCAAGAUAAAUUGAUGCCUUGUGGACUCCAAACAGACAAAUAUUCAGACCAGGACAGAUGCACAAAACAUGAGGUCUGUGGAAUGUCACUGUGGAAUAUGCGUGAAGUUAAAGAAGUCCUCCUCUAACAGAGACUGUCGUGUUUAGGAAGGCCAAGAUACAGAAUCCAAAGUGAGGAGCAGCUCAGUGACCUAAAGUCCUGACCUUAGGCAUCAGUAAGCUCAUCGGAUUUUACUCUUGCCAAUAUUUUGACAUUUGACACUUAUAAAUGUGUUUGCUUAGAGUCAGGGAGUGUUCUGAGUGCUAAAGGGAACUGAUGGUCUUAAUGAGAACCCAUGCUUUAAUUCAGAAGCCUCUGAGUCAGACUGGAUGAAAUUUGGCCUAAUUUAAGUUAAGGUGGAUGUUUUGUACUGUACAUUGUUAUCAAUAAAAUGUAAAGUUUCUGUGAUGGAA
Molecule: messenger RNA, 2005 nt
Organism: Carassius auratus (goldfish)
Lineage: Eukaryota; Metazoa; Chordata; Actinopteri; Cypriniformes; Cyprinidae
Product: RING finger protein 122-like
Exons: 7
Coding region: 912-1310 (132 amino acids)
Biological process (GO): proteasome-mediated ubiquitin-dependent protein catabolic process
Cellular component (GO): endomembrane system
Molecular function (GO): ubiquitin protein ligase activity; zinc ion binding
Source: RefSeq, a predicted model, not a curated record